UGUUUCAUAAAAUAAUAUACUGCAAAUUAAUAUGUAAUCUUAUGUGUAAAUUUUAUUGUAGUUUAUUAGGUGCGUAUGGUAUUUCUUUCUGUUCAAAAUAUUGGAUUACGUCGAAACGGGCAUAUUCAUAUUAAGGAAGAAGAAUAAUCAAGUGUCCGCAUUACAUUUGUACCACCAUGUAUCUACCUUGAUUUUUACAUGGUUAGCUAUAAGAUAUUACGCCGUUGCUCCCAUGGUAUUUCUAGCCUUAAUUAACAGCUUUAUACAUACGAUAAUGUACACGUACUAUUUCCUAGCGGCUUGCGGUCCGAACAUUCAAAAAGCUAUUGCACCUAUGAAACCAUGGAUAACUAUAUCACAAAUGAUACAAUUUGUCGUGCUGCUGUUGUAUGUGUCGCAACAACACAUUCUAGGCUGCAAAGUUGUAAAUAAUUGGACUAUCAUAACA
Messenger RNA from Wasmannia auropunctata (little fire ant), 448 nucleotides. RefSeq names its product elongation of very long chain fatty acids protein AAEL008004-like. The record is from RefSeq and is a predicted model, not a curated record. Gene Ontology annotation, biological process: fatty acid elongation, polyunsaturated fatty acid; fatty acid elongation, monounsaturated fatty acid; fatty acid elongation, saturated fatty acid. The annotation marks the transcript as partial. Gene Ontology annotation, cellular component: endoplasmic reticulum membrane. The transcript is spliced from 2 exons. NCBI's taxonomy places the organism in Eukaryota, Metazoa, Arthropoda, Insecta, Hymenoptera, Formicidae. Gene Ontology annotation, molecular function: fatty acid elongase activity.